This is a messenger RNA of Sungouiella intermedia, 1692 nucleotides long. The record is from the annotation of a GenBank genome assembly. Lineage: Eukaryota; Fungi; Ascomycota; Pichiomycetes; Serinales; Metschnikowiaceae.
AUGGCUCGUGCUAGACUGAACAUCCCGAUCAUCGAGUUUUUGAAGAAUCGUAUAUACCUCGGCGCUUACGACUAUACUCCCCAGGAUACCCAUGACUUAGUUUAUUUUACCGUGGACGAUGCGUUAGUGUACAACUCGUUUCAUUUGGACUUUGGUCCCUUGCAUAUCGGAAGCUUGUAUCGUUUCGCCGUAGUGUUACAUAAUAUCUUGAAUGAAGAGGCUAAUCUGGGCAAGGCUGUCGUGUUUUAUAGUGGAACAUCUCCCAAGGAGCGUGCCAACGCUGCAUGCUUGCUUGCAUGCUAUAUGGUGUUGGUACAAUCGUGGGCUCCACACCAGGUCUUACAGCCACUUUGUCAAGUGGAAGUCCCAUUCCAACCAUUCAGAGACGCCGGAUACUCCACGGCAGAUUUUGAAAUCAGCAUCCAGGACAUUGUUUACGCUAUGUGGCGGGCUAAAGAGCGUGGAAUGAUUGACUUGACCUCUUUCAACUUGGAGGAGUAUGAGCAAUACGAGAGAGUGGAUCAGGGUGACUUCAACUUAAUCUCCAAAGAUUUUAUUGCAUUUGCAUCGCCUCAACAGAGCCUGAGAAAGCCCGGAGCACUCAAUGAGCCCUUCAAGAAAGUUCUUAACUACUUCAUGAGCUCCAAUGUUCAGCUUGUGGUGAGACUCAACUCGCAUUUGUAUGACGCGAAUGAGUUCACUAAGCGUAGCAUCAAGCAUAUCGACAUGAUUUUCGAGGAUGGUACGUGUCCUACUUUGGAUUAUGUGCGCAAGUUCAUUGGUGCUGCUGAGUGCAUCAUCAAUAAGGGUGGUAAAAUCGCGGUCCACUGUAAAGCUGGCUUGGGCAGAACUGGAUGCCUUAUCGGUGCUCAUUUGAUCUACACCCAUGGCUUCACCGCCAACGAAUGUAUCGCCUACAUGCGGAUGAUCCGUCCCGGAAUGGUGGUGGGACCUCAGCAGCACUGGUUGUACUUGCACCAACAUGAGUUUAGAGACUGGAGACACACAAUGUGCUUGGACAACAGACCAGACCUAUUCAUUGGCGGGCUCUUUUCAUUGGUUCCCUACGAAGAUUUCAAGGCAAGGUUGAAACAAGAGGCUAAACAGAGAAAACAACAACAGCAGCAGCAACUCAACUCCUCUUACUUGAGUCCGCUCGAUUCCUCAUUCAACACCACGCCUAUUCGUAGAAGAAAAAUUAGCGGAGCACUUGCCUCGAAAAUCCAGAAUGCUGUACCCAUGGAAUCCCCUGGCCAGCCUAGAAAAUACAAGGAUUCAGCAAACGAGCUUGUUCUUGACGUGAUCAACAACUCCGACGAAGAAGGAAAUGGAACCGCCUCCAUGCAUGAUCCAGAGAACCAGUCAGCCACAUUCGAACACGAGAUCAACACUGCAGAUGGAGAAAUUUGUCAUAGCUCUCCCAAAAGAGAUAGAGAUACAAGCGAUUGGAAAGUGUUGAGAUCGAUCUCUACAAAUAGCACCCACCAGCCCGUAUCUAUGACCAAAACCACCACUACAACCACUACGCGGACAAUCAGCACCACGUUGACUUCUUCACCAACGUCACCAGGAGGUAGCAAGCUUCCCAGGUCUCGGUCGGGGACUAAGAUUAGCGGAGGAAUUCUUCCAGGGAAGAACGCAACCAGAAUUCAGUCUGGAGGAAUCCGCAAAGUAAGUGGCCGCAAGUACUAA